Messenger RNA from Pararge aegeria (speckled wood butterfly), 8263 nucleotides. RefSeq lists its product as uncharacterized. The coding region runs from base 448 to 1968 and encodes 506 amino acids. The transcript is spliced from 3 exons. The record is from RefSeq and is a predicted model, not a curated record. NCBI's taxonomy places the organism in Eukaryota, Metazoa, Arthropoda, Insecta, Lepidoptera, Nymphalidae.
UUGUGGCCAAAAUGAACGAUUAUAAUUUAUAUUUGGAUUUUGAACGAAUCAAAAUGGAUGCUGGGUGUGAAUGAACUAUGUACUGAAAAACGAACAGCUUUUUAUCGAGUUGUGUCGUGGGCCCGAUUAUAAUCGGGAAUCCGGCAUCACGGUUUUGUUUUGUUGUAAUUUGGGCAGUGCUGUACUCGUGAAUGUGCCCUAGCAGGCGUGAUUGAUCGCAGUGGUUGCUAAAUUCGGUAGUCCCCCCGUCGGUAAUGUGUUUACGAGAGUAUUAGGCGAGCUUCCCGCAGGUGUCCCUAAUAGGAUGAGGACUCUGACGGAAAUAUUGAAUGUCGAUGCAAUUCAGCGAGUGGUGUGUGUCGGCCAGCCGCAGGUUCUUGGUGCGAAAUGGCGAGAAUAUACGGACUAAAGAGUGGCGCGUGUGCUCAUUGAGCGCGCAGAAAUGAAAUGCAUAUACAGGAAGGAACGAACACAACUCUGACAACAUGUACCAAAAUGACAGAAGAAGUAGACAGAAGACAUGGUGUGAAUGGUAACAGCAGCAGUAAGGGUGCCAACGAGGAUCCUCCAGUGCAAAGCGCCGCGCAGGCUGCCACGGGUGGAAGGCUCAAGUUUUUCAAAGAUGGAAAGUUUAUAUUGGAGCUGGUACGGGGCUGCGCGCGCGAGGGCGAGCGCUCCGGCUGGGUGUCGGUGCCGCGCAAGACGUUCUGGCCGCCCGCCGCCGCGCCACCCACUCCGCCGCACGCCGCGCCGCCCUGCGCCUCGCUGUCGCUCUCCGACGACAACUCGUCGCUGCACUCGUCGCCCUGCACCUCGCACCGUGACCACGCCUGGAAGCAGCCCACGCCGCGCCGCGACUUGUCGCGCGCGCUGGCCUUCUACUACUGCCGCCCCGCCUCGCUGGGCGCCGCGCUCGUGCGCCGCGCCGCGCGCCACAAGCGUCGCCGCCCCUUCGAUGCCGCGCCUGCGUCCGCGUCGCCCGACGCGCCGCCCGAGCGCCGCAACGGCGACGCGGCGGCCGGCGAGGACGCGGUGGACGGCCCGGCGGACGACGACCGCUGGGCGGACUGCGACCGCGAAAAGUACUAUCACAUGAAACUCAAAAAACCAUAUCAGUAUCAUAAGUUAAGGGUGUACAAGAAAACGAAGUCGCCGUUUAGGCCGAAGGAGCUGACGCGGACGAUAGACCGGCUGCGCGAGAAGAUCGCGUCGCUGCCGGUGCUCGUGAACGCUAAACUGGCCAGCUGCCGGCAGGAGCACGCCAUGGUGUCGCCGCGCAAGCGCAUCCUGCGCGAGAUGGAGCGCGUCAGCCUCGAGGACCAGGCCACGAAGCGGCGCGCCAAGACCGUGCCCGCGCUCAGCACGGGCCCGUGCGCGCAGCCGCCCGCGCCCGGGCCCAGCCGCGCGCGCACGCCCAACGGCACGGCGCCCGCGCCGCGCAAGGACGCGCCCAAGCACGUGAGCAGCUACAGCAUCCACUCGCUGCUCAGCAUGCCCGACGACGCGCGCGCCGAGCCCGAGCCCAAGCGCUCGCCGCACGCCUACGCGCCGCUCAAGACGGAGUCGCCGGGCAGCGUGACGUCGCCCGACCUCAGCCCCAGCCCCGACCACUACCGCUACCGGCACUCGGCGCUGGCGCUGGGCUCGCCGCGCGACUCGCCCACGCCGCCGCAGCCCGGCGCGCCCGCCUUUCGCGCGUACGCGGCGCCCGCGUCGCCCUACGCCGCUCGCGCCUGGCCCGCGCCGCCGCCCGCGUACCGGCGCGACGACUACGCGCAGUACGUGUACGGCUACGGCUACGCGCCGCACGUGUACCGCGCCCCCGCGCCGCCGCUGUGGAUGCACUACGCGCUGGCGCCCGGCGCGCCGCCCGGGCCCUGGGCGCCGCUGCCGCACCCGCUGCUCACGGACCACAUCCCGAAGGACGAGCCCACUUCAGAUUUGCCAUUGAACUUAUCGAAACACUGAAGUCGUCGUAGAAGGCGCCGGCGCGGAGCGUCCGUGUCGUAGACUGAUCUGAGCAGUGAGCACAAGCCGGCGGCCACGGGCGGCCACCAAGCGGAGAGUCGUGUGUAUUUGUUACAUAAACUUAUGCGAUAUAGAUAUUUUUACAAAAGUAAAAAAAGACUUAGAUUAGUAUUAACUAAAGUAUAAAUGAAAUUGCAAUAUCGAUUUUUAUAUUUUUAUACGAUCUGUAGCGUUAGUAAAAGAUUUGCUCGCUCGAAUCGAGGGUCUUUCUCGAGCAUAAAACUCUGUAGCGUCCGAGUAAAAUUGACCUGAUGUCACUCGUUUUAGAGUCGCAAAUCCAGUGCUUCUGGUGUUUGUUUUACAAACGUUGUCUCAAAAGCCAGAGCUAAAGAAUUUAUUAAUAAUAAUAAUAUUAAGCUAGUAUUUCCAUACUAGAAAAGACCCCUCGAUAGCGAGCAAGCAAAUGUUGUACUAAGGCUUCAUGGAGUCGGCCGCGUGCGAGGCGGCUCGCGUAGUCCUGCAAACAUUCCACUGUCGCGUUAUCGAUUGGCGCCGUUGAGUCCAAAAAUGCAUCCCACCUGCCGCUUACGGUUAUAGCUAUAAAGUGUCUCUCUGACGAGAGCGAACGAUAUUUUUGUAUAAAUCGUGAUUUUCCGGCGGAUCUGAAUGUCAGAAAAUCUAUUUACAAAGUUUUUGUAUAAUAUACUGAAAUCUUAUUUUAGUAUAGAAAUAUACUUACGAGUAUGUAUGUAGAGUCAUGCGUGUAUUUUCAUACGAAUUGUUUGAGCUGCGAAUUUAAUAUUUAAAUAUUGGCUAUUAUUUAGAGUAAGAUAGCUAAGAUCUAAUGGAAACAAAAAAAGAUACAGUUAUCGAUGUUAACGAUCAGUGCCUUGAAAUAAAUAAAGAUAUUAUGAACAUAUUUAUGAAUGAAAAGUAUUACACGAAUGAAUUACCUGGUUAUAUUAUAAUAAAUUAAAGAAAAUAAAAACAAAGUAAAAUAUAGGAUACUGCCGUUUUGCUAUCGUGAUUGUUUGUACCCAUUUUUGAUAUAUUUAUAAAUUAGGUGAAGAUUUUUAUUUCGGUCCAUAUUCAACAAGAAAUCAAUAAUGGUGUUAUAUCUCGAUCUCAUUAUUUAAUUUAGAAAAUAAACGAGGUAAAGACUACAGUUUUUCGGGAUCAAAUUUGGAUGUGUGUUUAUGUAACAUGUAUAAUAAAAGACAUUGUAUAUAAUUUGUGAAUGGUGUAUUAUUGGUGAGAGCGCCUCGAGCGCCGCGGCUCACGGGUUCCGACCACGUCGGCGAGAGUUUAUUACCUUCAAAUAAUAAAUAGUUAUUGUAAUUGUACAGUAUUUUUGUAUCGAGUAUUUUACGACGAAUAUGGUGAUUAUCCGUGUCUGUCAUGUUAGGGUCAAUAAAAGCCGAGCGAAAAACUCUGCUGUCAUGCUCGCGCACUCUUUUCACGGAUGUUUUAUCCGUAUCCUAAUAAAAUUGUUAUUACUAUGCAAAAAAGGAACUGGCUAGUUAACACAUUCCUGGAAAUGCAAAAAGCGAUGAGGCCUUCUUCAACCACACUACAUAAACACUGAUUAAGAGUAUGUGUCCAAUGAACAUUCAUACUCCUCUUAGCUGCCAUAUUCUUUUUUUUCUGGCAAAUUAUUAACCAGUUGUCUUUAUAUAAAAAGAAAAACAAAUCUCACAGCAAUUUCAUACUCACCGCUGUAUCGGUCACAAAAGUAGAAAACUUUAUUUUUGCAUACAAUAAAGUUUUUGACUUUGAAAAGUUAUUAAAUAUGGAGGCAGAUCAGCGACAGUUAAAAUUAUGCACCAGUAUACAGCUGUCAAAUUCUUGUGUUCUAUAUGAAGAUUUUGAAAUGGCAAUCUAUAAGAAAAAAUACAGAAUGAGGACUACAGUGAGUAAGAUAUGCUCUCGAACGCUAACGUAUCAAAUAAAAAAACGGCUCACACACCAAUUAAUGUCUUGUAUACUGUCUAUUUGAGUUGGUAGUUUCCUAUUUGGUAUCUGUUGGAAGAGUGUGCGAGCAUGCGGGCAGGGUUUGUUGCUGGGUGUGCGCUUUGCCCUAGGAUUAUGUAGAGCCGCGAGCACACUGCGGCCUCGGCAGCGCGAGGCCGCUAGACGAGAAGGCUUUGAGAUUAUAACGUAGAGUAGUAGUUUUCUGCAAUUUUAGUAUGGGGUUAUGUAAUAUAAGGACAGUUAAACGAAUGGUAAGGGACUGAAUACUGAUGUAAUUUUUAAUCAUAUAUGGAAUUGUGUAAAAAAAAAAUAUAUAGUGGUGUAAUGAGAGGCCUACUGUAACGACCGUUGUCCGCCAACAAAGUUGACUUAGUGUAAAUGUAGCUGUAACAUAACCUGCUCAAUUAAACUCUGAGUAAAGUAAGGGAUCAACUUUAUAUCAAUGUUAUUACUGGGGAUGGAACUGACAUUUCUAAUUUGUUUAUAUCUAAACUCGAAAGCCGAACUUGGGUAUCCAAACUGCGUACGCCAUCGCAUAAAAAUUUGUGUCCAAUCACAAAACUACCUCAAACCGUCGCGUAUUGUGAUUGGUCGCAAGCACAACGCGUUUGCUAGCCACCAAUGUCUAGUGUGAGAUUUCCCAUUUAUUCGAUCGUGGAAAGUUAACUACGAUAUGUAUUGAAACAAAAGAUCGCCAUCUAGAUCGCGGGAAACAGUAUUGUCACUAGAUGGCGCUCUAUCGAUUCCAUACAAAUCGCAGUUAACUUUCCGCGAUGGAUUAAAUAAAGAAUCUCACACUAGGCACUCAGACAGAUUGGAUGCUUUUGUUUGCCUUCGUUUAAGUAGUACCAGACCUUCCAGGCAUCGGGACGAACUUAUGUAUAGUCGCCAAGUAACUGGGCCGAAGAUAUGGUUGAUUGUCCAUGUAUAGUAUGGAUUCAGACCUAAAAUGAUUGCCCAGCUUACGUUCAAGAGAAUAAGUAGGAAAGAGAAAUUACAUAUCUUCAACUCUUUCCUACCUAUUAUGUUAUAUAGUCCAUUUUUUCUUACAUAAUUAUCUUUUAGUAUAAACAAUCUAUUAAUUAUUCUUAAGUGUACAGUUGAUUUUCCAACAAAAAUAAAAAAGUGCAUUGAAAUAUAUAAAAAUAGAUUAUCCUUGGGAAUUAAUGUUUUAUUAUCUCUUAGAACAUACGUGACGGCAAAAAGUAACGAAAAACAAUUUACAUAAUAAGACAAGUCGGAAAAAAAUACUAAAAAGACUAUACGUAAAGUCAGUUCUUACCACGGAGGUCUUUUACCACUUUGUCUUGACUACGCUUCGUUUUAUUGUUUGAGUUACAUAGUAGCGUUGCAUAGACAUGGUUAUUUAAUUAUUAAUAUAUUGUAUUAGAUUAAAUCUAUAAUAGAUUUGAUAAAAUUCAAAUUCACGUGAAUCUUAUAUAAUUACCUUAGGUUAAUUAAAAUAAUGGCUUUUAAGUUUUUAGCCUAUUAUGUUAAUUUAUACGCUACAUGGCCACUCUAAGAUAGGUAUAAGUCAUGUCACGUAAUAAGAGCGAUCUUUUGGUAAACACACACGGUUACCGACCGGAGGGCAACUCAUUGCGAAUAUCCUAUAAUAAAUAUUGUAGUGCGACCGUUGUCUCCCAUAUUAUGUUUUGGUAUAUACAAAAUGCGCUAAAGCGAUAACAGGAAGAUUAUUACGAUGCACCGUGUGCGUGAACAAUAAUUAAUGCAAUUAUCUAUUAUUAUUAUAUAUUAGUAGUUAAUAAUAAUAAUUUAUUUUUCCUCUGCUGGGACAUUUUGGUCCCAUCCAUCUAUCCGUAGCCGUACGAUUUAGUAUACCAAUACAAUAUCACGUAGAAGCAGACGGAGUUUUACUACCUCUCAAUGUUAUCAGAAGGCAACAUCUGAUAAUAUUGUAGACAUACGCUCACUUUUCUUAUUAUAGAUAUAAAAAAUACAUGUCAAUUUCAUCAAAAGGCUGUUUGUCAUCCAUACUAACAUUCAAAUUCUCUACUAAAUAAAGAAAAAUAGUAAAGAUAGUCAUUUUUUUGUUAUAAAAUUAUCAAGUUUGCACUUCUGUUCCAAUAAAACCAAAGACAAUUUAAAUCUUUAAAAAUUCAAUAUUUCAAAACAUGUUUAAUAUGGGCUAGAUCCUAGGCUAUUUGUUUAUAUAUUGUCCUUAAAAUUUAAAUCAUUAUAUUAUUAUUUGCUAAUAUUUAAUUGUAUAAAUUGAUACACAAUUGGAUAGUCAGUCCUCUUUUUACGUGACCUCUAUAUCUUUACCAAAAUUAUGUAUACAUUAGAUGUCCGAAUCACAAUACGUAUACGUUUGCCCCAUAUAUCACACUCGGCGACUAAACUAAGUGAGUUUUAGAGAAAACCAAACAUACUAUUUAACGUCUUCUUGUCUGAUAAAUUUUAUAUUUGUGGUUUGUAUUUCGACCAAGCGUGAUAUAUCCAAGGUUCGUAGUAAUUAAGCUGAUUAUAAAUAAUAAUUUAUAUAAAAAAUAUCUACGCAGCCGCAAUAAAUUUACAUACGGACCUAUUUACGAAUAUUACUAUGAAGUUCUAUAAUAUAUUCAAACGUAGUAUUGUGUAGUUUCUACAUAUCAGGGCCCCGAUUCUCUUUGGCGUUCAUAUUUUAACACGUUGGAAUUAAACUGGCUGAUAUAACUGUGUAACGGUUUCGCUCCUCGUUUAAUUAAAAGAAAUAGCCAUCGUCGCAUCGUCCGCCCUUGCUAUUACUUAGAUUAAGGCACGUAGAGUUUCCAGCCGUGUUUUCCAGUCUACAUCUCAUUAUCAAACAAAAUGAGGGCCCUGCAGGUUUAGCCAUUUUGAUCGUUAAAGCUUCAGAAAACUUAGGAAAUGAAUGUAAAAUGUAACACACAGAUUGUAAUGUAUUUCCUUAGUUAUUUUAAAGCUUUAACUAUUAAUUAUAUAUAGUCAACAAGUCUAAUUAUUGAGCGAUGACGUGAUAUCCUUAUAAGAGUUUGUGGAAUUUAACGUGUAGAACGUUCAAUUUAAUCUACACGUUCUGUUGCAUGACCAAUGUCUAUCAGGGUCUAAAUCACAAUCCCAUCCCAUAUAUUUACCUAGCAUACCUACGUGAAUUUAUGCAGAAUUCCUGUUAACUCGUUUUUCUUCGGUAUAUUGUAGCCUAAAAACUCCUUAUAAAAUCUUUUUUCUACCUAAAUGAAAAGUUACAUCGAAAUCGGUUUAGUCUUUCCCGUGAGAAAACCGCCGUGCCGUCGGAAACUAUGCUUUGGAACAAACAAUUUUUUUUACAAAGUGGGUUAUAUUCUUAUUAAAACAUAAGUAAGCCAGCUUUAUUUUUUUAUAAUAAAACGGUUUUUACCGAAUAUAUGACAGUAAAUUCGGCACUCUCUGAUUUGUCGAUCUAAAGGAAAGAUCUAGAUUUAAGACUUCAUAGUAAUUUUUAAUCAAAUAGGUUACAAUUGUAUGUCCUUACAGAGAUACAAUUGAUUGUCAAUACGGGUGUGAUAAUGAUUGUAAUACAAUAAUUCUGUAAUCUAUUUAUUUAAGUCUCAUGUAAACUUAACGCAGUCCUAUAUAAUAUGUUUGAGAAACAAAAAAACUAUAGUGGAAUCCUUUAGGUAUUUAAUGAAAUAAAAGCAAUCUUGAAAUGUAUUUAAAAUAUGAAUUAAAAGAAAAUCUAAAAACUUAUAUCUCGAUAUAUAAAUGUGAAUAUUAAUCUAAAUUCAGAAACCAUAUUUAUGGUUGGUCUAUUUUUUUUGAUAUUUUGUAGGAUUUAACAUAUUAAGCUAUGUUUAAGUAAAGGCCAAGUCGUCGCGUCUAACUAGCGUUCGUAGCGGAAAAGAAAGUCUCGUUCGAGUCAGUUUUGUGAUCUGAGGAUCUAUGGAUGCUGAUUAGACGCGGCAGAUUGGUCCUCGCUUUUAAACCAUUUCAAGAUUGUUUACUAUUUUUAAUUACCUACCAAAACGGUCUAAUAUAUUUACGAAUUACGGUAAUGCUACUGAACGAUAUAAAAACUACUAACAAAAAAAAGUACACACAUGUGCCAUUGAAAGUAUAUUUUUAUUGUAUUUAUAUAGGAGUCUUGGAAAAUUGAAAUCUCAGUUUCGUCCCCAACGUGUGCCGCUGUUGUUGCAAAUAUAAAUAUUUUUCUACUCAAACAUUUAUUUUGUAAUCAUCUAUGUGAUAGCGCUUUCCUUGUAAAGUGUUACGUGACGACGCAGGUGUCUUAAAAUCAACUUAAAACAUAUUUAUCAUGCGGAAUAGUUAUUAUCCAUUUAUAUUAAGAUGUAGUUAUGUACUCGAAUAAAUAUAACUUUUUAAAAUA